Messenger RNA from Halichondria panicea, 1893 nucleotides. Its product is annotated as intraflagellar transport protein 74 homolog. Gene Ontology annotation, cellular component: intraciliary transport particle B; centrosome; cilium. The transcript is spliced from 19 exons. Gene Ontology annotation, biological process: cilium assembly; intraciliary transport involved in cilium assembly. Bases 78 to 1757 code for a protein of 559 amino acids. NCBI's taxonomy places the organism in Eukaryota, Metazoa, Porifera, Demospongiae, Suberitida, Halichondriidae. Gene Ontology annotation, molecular function: beta-tubulin binding. The record is from RefSeq and is a predicted model, not a curated record.
CUGUAACACUGUAUAUUCAUUGUAUCCAACACCCACCCCACACACACACACACACGCCCACUGCUCCACACACAGGAAUGGCCCCCACUGGUACUGGUCGCCCUGGGUCUAGAGCCGGGGCUGCAGCUAUCGGAGCAUUGGGGGCUCAGAUCAAGGUAGCUGAUAGGCCAGUCACCCAGCAGGGGUUAGGAGGAGUGAAGACUGCUGGGGCAAAGGGUCCAGCCAGACAAGUGCAGGACAAGUCUUUCUUCCUCGGGCUAUUGAGGGCCAAGAUCCAGGAGCUGAGCACUGAGGUGGUGAGGAUGACUAGAGAGAUCGAGGCUUUCAACCAGGAGAAUGCCACCUACCUUACAUUUGAGAAGAAAGCGGAGGGCCUAGCUGAUGAGAUCAGAGAGCUUCAAGGAGAGAUGGCUGAUUACAAUACUCUCAUGGACAAGGUCAACACGGACACUGAAGUGGGGGCGGUGCUUGCUGACUGUACAGCUCUUCAGAUGCAGAAUGACGUCGAGGCACGGAGUAUUGACGCCAUCUUUGCUAGCAACCAAGAGGCUCAGACGAGCAUACGAGGACUAGAGGAAGCCAUAGAGAGAGAGAGGUCAGCCACUGACACUGUAGUGGAGGGGAUGGACCCUCACACAGCAGCCAACUACACACAGCUGCAGGAGGAGGAGAAGAGGAUUGAGCAGGAGUUGUCUCAACAGCAGAGCACUUUAGAGUCCCUCUCCGCUAAGAUCAACAAUUUACAAGAAGAGGUGAACUCUUCUGACAUCAAGCAAGAGGCGUAUCGUCUCCACCAAACAUUGUCUGAGGCAGUCCAACGUCGUGAGGAGUGGAGGGAGAAAGAGAAAGAGACUCCUCAGAAGGAAAGAGAGAGGCUACUGGGACAGGUCAAGGCAGACAACCAAGAGAUGGCAUCCAUUGAGAAGAGGAGUGCUGAGUUGACAGAUCGGCUUGCAGCUGUACAGGAGCAAUUAGUGCAGGCGGACUCUGACCUUGAAGCCACACAAGGGAGCAAUGCCAGUCGCUACAAGGAACUCAGACAGAGGGAGAAGUUCAUCAAAGAGUUCCUUGAUACAUUUGAUGAUACCAAGACUAAAGAGAGUGAUCAGUUGAGGACUCUACAGAGCAACAUAGUGACCACUCUGGAGCACAUCAGCUCAAACAUGAGUGAGUCAGAGCACCUGCCCAGUGUGGAGCAGUUUGUGGAGAUGCAGGCUGAUCUUCUGUUCAAGAAUGAUGAGAGAGAUAAGUCCGAGGCCACUACCAAGACCCUCGGGGAUGAGAAUGGCAAGUUGAGGAUGAACCUUAGCAAAGUGGAGGAUCUGGAGAACAAGAUCUCCACUGAACUGGAGACACUGAAGAAAGAGAUAGAAACCAUGAAGGAGGAGAUUGAGUUGUACUCUGACCUCGGGGGACUACAAGACUCGGAGGAGGAGACAAGACAAAGACUGGCUGAAGAGAGGGAGCAAUUGUUGACAAGGAAAGAGGGUGCCAAGAUGAAGACCAAGCAGCUGGCCUCCGAGUACGAGAGAGCCAAGACUCAGCUAGAGGAGAAUGACACCUACAUUCAGCUUGGUAACUUGGAGAAGAAAUGGCAGCAUCACGAACAAAACAACUUUGUCAUGAAAGAGUUCAUAGCAACUCGCCAGAGUGAGGGUGACUACAGUGUAGUGUGUGAUGAUGUGAGGGGACUAGUGAGUGACUACAACACACUCCUCUGUCAAGCACUCUCCGGGGUCAACACUCUCACUGUCUAGGAACACUAGCCUCUACUAACUACUAGUACACUAUUGGACACUCUGAUUGCUGUCAUUAUUGCAUCCUUGUUGUGGCUAUAUAAUAUCUGUGUGAUGUAGUUUACAGCAAGACGUUGAACUCUCUUGUUUUCAACUA